Funneliformis geosporum is the source of this 774-nucleotide messenger RNA. NCBI's taxonomy places the organism in Eukaryota, Fungi, Glomeromycota, Glomeromycetes, Glomerales, Glomeraceae. The record is from the annotation of a GenBank genome assembly.
AUGAAUUUUAACAUUUUACGUGUUCAAUUCACAAAUUCAAUACGAACAGUCGGAAUUCGACGUUUUCCUUUAUUCCAAAACAAAUCCAUUUUAAUAAUAAGGAAACCUUUUGUAACGACUAGUACUAAAUUAAAUCCAAGUUUAUCGAAUAAAAAUCAUACCGAAAAAUCUUUUUUAUAUAAAAGAGAAUAUAAUACAACCAGUACAGUUAAUACAACUCCCUCACGUAGGAGUAAUACAGGGUCUAAAAGUAUAGUUGAAAAGAAAAAGGCUAGAGAAUGGAGUGAAAUGACUAUAGGACAAAAGGUUGCUGGUGCAGCUAAAGUUACAACAAACAUCAGUGUAAUAGCGAUAGGAAUUGGAAUUUUUGGAGUAGUCAUAUAUUUUAUUAUAAAGGAAUUAUUUAGUUCAUCAGGUUCAUCUAGAGUAUUUAAUGAGACUUUAGAGAAAAUUCGAUCAAAUUCUGAGUGCCAAAAAAUUUUAGGUAUGCCAAUAAAAGGUCACGGAGCUCCGAGUUCAAGAAGAAGACGACGUAAUCGUUUGAUUCGAUUUCAAGAAGUAAUUAAUACUGAUGGUACACCACAUAAAUUCAUGCAAAUUUACCUUUAUGGUCCUAUAACACAUGGUAUAGCUUUGCUUGAUAUGAUUAAGAAUGAUAAAGGAAUUUGGGUUAUUAAAUAUUUGGUUGUUACCAUACCAGAAUAUGGUAAAAAAAUUUUUGUGGAAUAUAAUGAAGACGUAAAUAAGAUGAUAGAUGAAUCAGAAAACAAAUAA